CGCUAUAUAAUCCUCACAAACAAGACAUCUCACCCCUUCUCUUUCUCUCUCUAAAACCUCUCUCUCUAAAACAUAUGUUAGAAACAUAUUUGUUCCAAUCGGUUUGUAACUGAAUUUGCAUUUGCUAAUCCAAUAAGAACCACAACAAUUGAAAGAACAAAGAAAAAAGGUUGUGGGGAGGCAUAAUCUGCUUUCUGUUCUUAUUCAUUAUUGUGCCUCCCCUCUCACUCAGAUCUUAGUUUUCUGUAAGAUUUGGCAUCUGGGUUUUGCUUCAACCGGUUUGGUUAAUUCUGGGUGCGUUAAUUGAUCGAUGAACGAUCCGAUGUUUUUGAAUUGAAUCCAAUAGUAUUGAUUAUUUUGUUGGAGUGAGAGUUGGUGGCUUGUAAUAAAUAUACAAAUAAGAAAAAUGCAAUCUGAUAGUGGCAAGUUAUUUAUUGGUGGGAUAUCUUGGGACACAAAUGAAGAGCGUCUCAAGGAGUAUUUUAGUUCAUAUGGUGAGGUGGUAGAAGCUGUUAUUAUGAAGGAUCGGACCACAGGUCGUGCUCGAGGUUUUGGCUUUGUUGUUUUUGCCGACCCGACUGUUGCGGAUAGAGUCAUAAAGGAGAAGCACAACAUAGAUGGAAGGAUGGUUGAGGCAAAAAAGGCUGUUCCUAGGGAUGACCAAAACAUUUUGAGUAGAAGCAGUGGUAGCAUCCAUGGCUCUCCAGGUCCUGGCCGCACUAGAAAGAUAUUUGUUGGAGGUUUAGCAUCCACAGUCACAGAGAGUGACUUCAAGAAGUAUUUUGAUCAGUUUGGCACAAUCACUGAUGUUGUGGUGAUGUAUGAUCACAACACCCAGAGGCCUAGAGGCUUUGGAUUUAUCACUUAUGAUUCAGAGGAAGCAGUGGACAAGGUUUUGAUCAAGAGUUUUCAUGAACUAAAUGGUAAAAUGGUUGAGGUCAAGCGUGCAGUUCCCAAAGAGUUAUCACCUGGUCCCAGUCGCAGCCCACUUGGUAACUACUAUGGUCUGAAUAGGGUCAAUAACUUACUUAAUGGCUACCCUCAAGGAUAUACUCCAACUACAGUUGGAGGAUAUGGACUUAGGAUGGAUGGUAGAUUCAGUCCAGUUGGUGGUGGCCGAAGUGGUGGUUUUCCUCCAUUUGGUUCUGGUUAUGGAAUGGGUGUGAAUUUUGAGCCAGGGUUGAGCCCAGGUUUUGGGGGGAGUGCAAAUUUUAGUAGUAAUCUCAGCUAUGGACGGGGAUUGAACCCUUAUUAUGGUAAUUCAAAUAGGUUUACUAGUCCACUUGCAUAUGAUGGUGGUAAUGGAGGAAGCACUUCCUUUUUCAGCUCUAUGACUCGGAAUCUGUGGGGGAGUGGGGGGCUUAAUUAUGGCACAAGCUCUGCAAGUUCCAGUGCAUACCUGGGAUCAGGAAGUGGGAGCAUUGGGGGAAGCACAUUUGGUAAUGCUGGAGUAAAUUGGGGUUCUUUGGGAAUCUCUGCUCAAGGUGGAAGUAACAAUGCCCCUAACAAUAGUGGAAAUUUUGGUUAUGGAGGUGGUGAGGACAGUUAUGGCUUGGGAACGGGAGGGUAUGGAAGAAACAGUGGUACCAAUACGGCCCCAACAUCAUCUUAUGCUGCAUCAACAGGUGGUUUUGAUGGGGACUUUGCAGACUUCUAUAAUAGUGGUUCUGUAUACGGGGACACCACUUGGCGAUCAUCAAAUGCUGAACGAGAUGGGUCUGGUCCCUUUGGUUAUGGACUUGGCAGUGCAGCUCCUGAUGUUUCUGCUAAAACUUCUCCUAGUUAUGUUGGUGGUUAUAGUGUUAAUAAGAGACAGUCAAAUAGAGGUUGAUGUCUCGAGUUGACAGCCCAUGCAUGAAAAUCCUUGACCCUGUCUUUGCACCGACCCUGCAACAUAUGCUUUUGAAGGAAUUGCUGCGUAGGAGGAUCAUUUGGAUUUCACAACAUUGUAGGUGAAGCAGGUGAAUUGUGAAUUUCACACACCUUCCUCGUUAAUAUAUUUCAGUUAAAACUUAAGGAAGUUCAGUUAUCUAGAUCUAACUGGAGUGCCUCUGUCGAAGAAUCAAAUUUAGAGAUAGAAGUUACAGGAAUUUUGUGUUAAGACUUGGGUUUUGAGUUACCAUUUUAGGUUUUUUGUUCUUGGUACUUGAGUGAGAUGUAAAAUCAGAUUGCGGGAUAUAGUCAGAAGUGUAUCAUGCAUCUCUGGUGAGGCGGCAAUACAUAAAAAGAUAGACAUGAUAUUUUUUUUGUUUUCGUAGAUUUUGAUAUGGUAUCUCUGGCAAAGUUGUGGGUUCUGGUCAGGGAUGCUUUGUUUUCUCUUUGUUUCCAUCAUUUUGGUUUGUUUUUGGGCAGAUUGUACCGAGGCUUUUGUUGUUUUCCUAGUGUGAAACAUUAAGGGAUACCUAUCUUGGAAUCCCAUGAAUAAGUUACUACAGAUGCCGAUUCUUUUUCCAUGAGAAUAUUUUAUGCAACAAGUUCGAACUCUUCUUUGGUC
Messenger RNA from Quercus robur (English oak), 2494 nucleotides. RefSeq names its product heterogeneous nuclear ribonucleoprotein 1. Gene Ontology annotation, molecular function: RNA binding. The record is from RefSeq and is a predicted model, not a curated record. Bases 407 to 1831 code for a protein of 474 amino acids. The transcript has 6 exons. Lineage: Eukaryota; Viridiplantae; Streptophyta; Magnoliopsida; Fagales; Fagaceae.